Magnolia sinica is the source of this 4002-nucleotide messenger RNA. Its product is annotated as histone-lysine N-methyltransferase EZ3. The transcript has 15 exons. The coding region runs from base 1470 to 3722 and encodes 750 amino acids. Gene Ontology annotation, cellular component: PcG protein complex. Gene Ontology annotation, molecular function: protein binding; histone methyltransferase activity. NCBI's taxonomy places the organism in Eukaryota, Viridiplantae, Streptophyta, Magnoliopsida, Magnoliales, Magnoliaceae. Gene Ontology annotation, biological process: chromatin remodeling. The record is from RefSeq and is a predicted model, not a curated record.
CAUAUUUUAUUUAUAAAGGUUUGCUAACUGCACAUGUUUGUGCAAUAAAGCUCAUGUACAUUCCACACGUGUGCCAGCAUGGCACGUAGGUGCAAGAUCCAAUCCAUUCAUCAGGUUGGUUCGAGCUUCUACAUGCUUUCCCAAAAAUAGAUCUGGUCCACUCAGCAUGUGGGACCCCAUAUUGGAAAGAGGUGGAUGGGUUAGAAAACUUCAGCCAAGUUUCAGAGCUGUACAUUCUUUCUUGCAAACUGUGGCCCACCUGACCAGUGGAUCAACAUGAUUAUUGGGCUGGGGUAUCAGUAUAGUGGUGCCUUUUUUCAUGGAUGUGUUGGAUCUUGGACCUAUUAUGCCAUGCUGGUGCAUGUGUGGUGUGUACAUGAGCUUUAUUGCAUACGUGUUGGCUUAGCAGAGCUCUUAUUUAUAUAACUUGUUUAUAAAUUAUUUUAAGUACUUGUUUUAAUUGCUUGAUGAGUACGUGUAAUUUUUCUUCUCUGGUUAUUUGCAUUUAUCUGCUAAACCCAAUGUAAAUCCAAAUGAAAAGCUUAUACAAUAAGAUACGGGUAGAGACAAUCCAUAAAAAUGACAGUGCUUAACUAAAACUGUUAGUUUCUUUGGAACUCGUUAUUAAUAAAUGAUGAGUGAAAUUCGUAUAAACCAAGGAACAUAGAAAUACUCUGAUAAAACAACCACCAUACUCUUUGAAAUUGUUGAGAAAAAAUAUGAACUGGGUGGCAUACUUUCUGCAUCAUCCUGCUCUUGAUAUUGAUGACAUCACACUGGUGUUGGCGUUAGCCAAACACUCAUGUUAAUGCAAGCCGCGAACAAUGCAACUGCAAAUUUAGUACUUGCUGAGUGAAACCCAUUUGUCAAUCAAGUUGGCAUCACAUAAUCAAAGAGACAAAUGGAGAAUUAACCCUCCUUUAAAACCAAAGAGACAACUACAAAAAACCAAAUGAUAACGCACCUUUCAACUAGUCACCUCUCGAGAGUUCACACCUGACGUUGGUGCCACAUCUGUCCAACGAUGCAGCACAUGUUUCUAUAAACCUGGAAUUCACACGGUGUUUCAAUAACUUAAGUUACAUCACAUGUAUUGCCAAGGACCUCCUUUCCAGAGAUUUCGGCCUCUUUCCGGAAGUCGAGUAUCUCAGUUCAACAAUGGGGUCACAACGACUGUGACUGUUGUCCCUAUAGCUUCUCUUCCUCCAAUCAGUGAGUAUCAUACCCCAGGGGCGAUCGAGGUGGCCUUAGUUCCAGUCCUUCAGGAUUAUGAAGUUGAAGUUGAGCAGCAGUUCUCAGAGGCGUUGCAAGAGAGAGUGCUCGAUGUUACUCCCCUCUGCACUAAGAUGAUGUCUUCUGCUGCGCGGGAGGGGGAAACGCAGGAGAUCGUUGAUGGGACAUUGAUGGGGAGCAGUUUAAGCACACAGGCGAGUAUUGUUAAGGAGAAGUGAUCGAUUAGAGGUGCGCUGAUGCAUGUUGGCCGGCAAGUGGGAGUUGUGUUCAGCAACAGGGACGAAGACUAUCAUGAUCUAUGUCAAUUUGUUGAAGCUCGUGGAAGGAGAGGCCAGCUAAUAACUCCAUCCAGGAAAUCUUCAGGCCACAACAGAGAGCUGCACAGAAACCAAAGAAUGGCUGAUGAUCAGUCGGUUGUUGGGAGGAGACAGAUUUACUAUGAUCAGUACGGCAGUGAAGCACUGAUUUGUAGUGAUAGUGAAGAAGAGGUCCCAGAACCAGGGGAAGAGAAGCAUGAUUUCUCAGAAGGCGAAGAUCAGAUUUUAAGGAAGGUCCUUCAGGAACAUGGGCUAAACCAGGAUGUCCUGAAUACUCUAAGCCAGUUCAUUGAUGCAACCCCGUCUGAAAUACAGGAAAGAUACGAUGCACUCAACCAGAAAUCUCGGGAGAAGCAGGCCAAAGAUUCCGAAGGUUCUGGCGAAGUGGGAUCUGAGAGGAACAUAUUUCUAGACAAGAGCCUUAGUGCAGCAUUAGAUUCUUUUGAUAAUCUCUUCUGCCGUCGUUGCUUGGUUUUUGACUGUCGUUUGCAUGGAUGUUCUCAAAAUCUUGUUAUCCCAGACGAAAAGCAACCAUUCUCACUUGAAGUUGAAGAUAAUGGGAACCCAUGCGGCGAACAGUGCUACCUUUGGGGAAGGGAAGGUGUUCAAGACAUGCCUUCUAACAGGUCAGAAACUAGUACAAAGUGUGGAAGGGAUGAUGGAGAUUCAAACAGCAAAGAUGACAGCAUAGUCGACACAUCUUCUGACACAAGCUGCAAUGAUGUGAAAAGGGCUGCCACUGUUUCUUCAAAAGAUGCCUAUAUGGGCACAACUCCUGAAAUUGUUCCCGGAGGUCUUGGGACUGAUACAAAUGCUCAGGUAGCACCUUCUACUGAAAAUGUAGGGAAACGCAAGGUCUUAAAGCAUGGAAGUAUGUCAGUAGGAAACCCCGAGCCCAGUGACGAAUAUUUCCUGGCCUCUGUUGUUAAGAAGCAAAAAACAGUGGAGGCUUCAGAUGAGAAUAAGGAUAAUAUGGUUGCAGACAAAGCAAAUGAUGACAUUGAAGUUACUUUUGUGAAGAAGCCAUCCAAUUCUGGCCAGCGCCAAGUUGAAGCGACUAUAGGCAGCCAUGUAUGGAGCCCUAUUGAGAAAGAAUUGUACUUGAAGGGGAUAGAGAUAUUUGGGAGGAACAGUUGCCUAAUAGCCAGGAACUUACUAUCUGGUUUGAAGACUUGCGUAGAGGUAGCCAAUUACAUGCUUGAUGACAGGGGUGCUGCACCAAACAGAUCUGCCACAUCACCAAAUUCAUUCCUGGAAGAAAAUGGGAAGGGUGAUCAGGAUUACAUGGAGCAAGAAAUUCCAAAAAGAACACGAUUUUGGCGUAGAAGGGGCAGAGCACGGAAGCUAAAAUACACAUGGAAAUCCACCGGACAUCCAUCAAUUCGCAAAAGAAUGGCUGACGGCAAACAACAGUCAUGUAAGCAAUAUACACCAUGUGGAUGCCAGCAAAUGUGUGGAAAACAAUGCCCUUGUCUUCAUAAUGGAACUUGCUGUGAAAAGUAUUGCGGGUGUUCUAAGAGCUGCAAAAAUCGUUUUAGAGGAUGUCACUGUGCCAAAAGUCAGUGUAGAAGCCGGCAGUGCCCGUGCUUUGCAGCUGGACGUGAAUGUGAUCCAGAUGUUUGCAGGAAUUGCUGGGUCAGCUGUGGAGAUGGCUCAUUAGGUGAACCACCAGCACAAGGAGAUGGCUAUCAAUGUGGAAACAUGAAGCUCCUCUUAAAGCAACAACAGAGAAUCCUGUUGGGGAGGUCUGAUGUUGCCGGAUGGGGUGCCUUUAUAAAGAACCCGGUCAAUAAAAAUGAUUAUCUUGGAGAGUACACAGGCGAAUUGAUUUCCCAUAAAGAAGCAGAUAAGCGCGGGAAGAUCUAUGACCGUGCAAACUCAUCAUUCCUUUUCGACUUGAAUGAUCAGUAUGUUCUCGAUGCCUAUCGCAAAGGAGACAAACUGAAAUUCGCAAACCAUUCAUCAAACCCAAAUUGCUAUGCUAAGGUAAUGCUGGUGGCUGGAGAUCACCGAGUUGGUAUUUUCGCUAAAGAACAUAUAGAAGCCAGUGAGGAGCUCUUCUAUGAUUAUCGUUACGGACCUGACCAAGCACCCAUAUGGGCACGGAAGCCCGAAGGUUCAAAAAGAGAUGAUCCAUCAGUCUCUUAUGGCCGAGCGCAGAAAAUUGCGUGAUGGUGUGUCUGCAAAGAAGCAUAUAUGAUUGCAUGUAUAAGUGAAGCAUAUAUUUAUUCCAUCGCUAUUGUGUUUAUGAAUCUAGUUGUCUAUAUACAUGUAUUACAUUAGAAUAACCUAGCGGCCCGAUUCGUAGGCCAAUAUACACUUCAUAUUCCUUAAUUUCUUUUGUUUAUCAUAAUAAUUCAGGGAUCUGUGUCUAUGCCUUUGCUGAAUCUGUAUGAAAUAAACAUGCAUGGCACUGUUUUUAUAUAUGGAAACACCUUAAACAGUUUGAUUA